AUGGGGUUCAGGACCCAGAACACCCUUGGACUUACCCUACUGCUGCUCCUGCUGCCACUGCCACUCAGGGGCCAGACCAGCAUGAGCUGCUAUGGGAUCCCGGGGAUGCCGGGUCUGCCAGGGGCUCCAGGGAAGGACGGGCAUGAUGGGCUCCAAGGGCCCAAGGGGGAGCCAGGAAUCCCAGCUAUCCCUGGUACACAAGGACCCAAGGGCCAGAAAGGAGAACCUGGCACACCUGGUCAUCCUGGGAAAAAUGGUCCCAUAGGGGCCUCUGGGAUUCCAGGGAUCCCAGGCAUCCCAGGCCCCCCUGGAGAGCCAGGCGAGGAGGGUCGAUACAAGCAGAAGCACCAGUCUGUGUUCACAGUGACAAGGCAGACAAUCCAGUACCCAACACCCAACAACCUGGUCAAGUUCAACACAGUCAUCACCAACCCGCAGGGUCACUACAACACGAGCUCUGGCAAGUUCACCUGCAAAGUCCCCGGCCUCUACUACUUCGUCUAUCACACAUCGCAGACGUCCAACCUGUGCGUGCUUUUGUACCAUAGUGGCGUCAGGGUGACCACCUUCUGUGAGCACAUGGCCAACACCAAUCAGGUCAGCUCAGGCGGUGUGCUGCUGCGGCUGCAGGUGAACGACGAGGUGUGGCUGGCUGUCAACGACUACAACGGCAUGGUGGGCACCGAGGGCUCAGACAGCGUCUUCUCCGGCUUCCUGCUCUUUCCCGACUAG
Messenger RNA from Elephantulus edwardii (Cape elephant shrew), 732 nucleotides. It is a transcript of the gene C1QC, whose product is annotated as complement component 1, q subcomponent, C chain. Bases 1 to 732 code for a protein of 243 amino acids. Lineage: Eukaryota; Metazoa; Chordata; Mammalia; Macroscelidea; Macroscelididae. Gene Ontology annotation, molecular function: protein binding. The transcript is spliced from 2 exons. The record is from RefSeq and is a predicted model, not a curated record.